Molecule: messenger RNA, 2368 nt
Organism: Rhododendron vialii
Lineage: Eukaryota; Viridiplantae; Streptophyta; Magnoliopsida; Ericales; Ericaceae
Product: beta-amylase 1, chloroplastic-like
Exons: 6
Coding region: 245-1987 (580 amino acids)
Biological process (GO): polysaccharide catabolic process
Molecular function (GO): beta-amylase activity
Source: RefSeq, a predicted model, not a curated record
CAUCAUCUCCUCCGCAAAAACUUCGCAUUCGAAACGCUCUCUCUCUCUUCAAUUUCACAACACGAAGCAGCGAAGAACAGUUUUCUCUCUCUAUAUCGUACCUGUGUAUAAACAUACAUACAUAUAUAUAUAUCUAUAGUAUUCAAUUACGCAUAUUCACGUAUAUACGUACACGUAAACACAGCCGUUUCAUUUUGUAUAGUAGCAUUCGAGUUCGGAUUGAUUCAGUUGUACGUAGCGGGACAUGGCGAUGACGUUGCCGCACCAGAUCGGAGCCCUGACGGGAACCGCCAUCAUGUCGGAUUCCGUGGCGACGGUGAGAGCGGCGGUGAGUCCGGCGAGGAGAUCGCCGGCGACGAGCCCCCGGUGCGCGGCGCGGAAGCAGGGGUUACCGGCGGCGGAGAUUGGGUUGAGAUUGGCGUCGCUGUCGCCGCCGGUGAGUCCGAGGAUCGGGAGGAUGCGGCCGGAUCUCUCGGCUGCGUGCCAGGCGCUGAUGGACGCGCCGCCGGUGAUGGCGGAGGAGGAGAAUGAGGGGGCGGUGGUGAGGGAGUACAAGGAGAAAGGCGGUGCGCAGGAUAAGUCGAAUGGGGUGCCAGUUUACGUGAUGAUGCCAUUGGACAGCGUGACAAUGGGGAACACUAUUAACCGGAGGAAGGCGAUGAAGGCAAGCCUGCAGGCGCUGAAGAGUGCCGGGGUGGAAGGGGUGAUGAUGGACGUGUGGUGGGGCCUGGUGGAGAGAGAGAAACCAGGGGAGUACAAUUGGGGAGGGUAUUCUGAGCUGUUGGAGAUGGCCAAGAAGCAUGGGCUCAAGGUGCAGGCGGUCAUGUCGUUUCACCAGUGCGGAGGAAACGUUGGGGACUCUUGCACGAUCCCUCUGCCGAAGUGGGCUGUGGAAGAGAUUGACAAAGACCCUGACCUUGCCUACACAGAUCAAUGGGGAAGGAGAAAUUAUGAGUACAUAUCACUUAGCUGUGAUACUCUUCCAGUCCUCAAUGGACGCACUCCUAUCCAGUGUUAUGGUGACUUCAUGCGUGCUUUUAGAGACAAAUUUGAGCACCUUCUGGGGGAUACCAUUGUGGAAAUCCAAGUUGGAAUGGGUCCGGCAGGUGAGCUGCGCUACCCUUCAUACCCCGAGCAAAAUGGAACAUGGAAGUUUCCUGGAAUUGGAGCCUUUCAGUCUUAUGACAAGUACAUGCUCAGUCACCUAAAAGCUGCGGCAGAAGCUGCUGGGAAGCCAGAAUGGGGAAGCACAGGCCCAACAGAUGCCGGGCAAUACAACAACUGGCCAGAAGACACCAACUUCUUCCGAAAGGAAGGUGGCGGUUGGAACAGCCCUUAUGGCGACUUUUUCCUCACUUGGUAUUCGCAGAUGCUUCUGAACCACGGGGACAGAAUACUGUCCUCUGCCAAAGCCAUUUUCAAUAAUACAGGUGUCAAAAUCUCCGUUAAGGUUGCAGGCAUUCACUGGCAUUACGGGACCCGAUCCCAUGCACCUGAGCUCACAGCGGGGUAUUACAACACCCGUUUCCAUGACGGGUACCUUCCCAUCGCCCGGAUGUUAGCACGCCACGGUGCCGUAUUCAACUUCACUUGCAUCGAAAUGCGGGACCAUGAGCAGCCUCAAGACGCACAAUGUGCGCCCGAGAAGCUGGUCAGGCAAGUGGGUUUAGCCACUCGGGAAGCUCAAGUCCCGCUUGCCGGGGAAAACGCGCUGCCUCGGUACGAUGAGUUUGCACACGAACAGAUUUUACAGGCAUCGUCUAUGAACAUCGAUGGAGAAGAUAGAUAUAUGUGUGCGUUCACAUAUUUGAGAAUGAAUCCACACUUGUUUCAGCCGGAUAAUUGGAGGCGGUUUGUGGCGUUUGUGAAGAAGAUGAAGGAAGGAAAGGGUGCGAACCGGUGUUGGGAGGAGGUGGAGAGGGAGGCGGAGCAUUUCGUGCAUGUGACACGGCCUUUGGUGCAGGAAGCAGCUGUUGCUCUCAUGUAAUAGAAGUUUUAGGGUUAGUUUAUUUUGUACUAAAAAUAGGUGACAGAGAAACUGAGUUGGGUCUCUAGCCUCUCUCGACUUUGAUUUGGGGUAUGGUUAUACAGCAUAAACAACAUCCUUUUAGUUCCUCUAUUUUUUUGAGGUAACAGGAGGACUGCUAGUUUUUAAGAGCAGCCAUUUGUCAAAGGUUAGGUGGAUCUCCUGUUCUUCUCGCCUAUACCAAGUUGAUUAAAAAUUACAUGGAUACUAUCACCGGUGUUGUAUGUACUAGUUGAUAGGUAGAUACACCUUCUUUUGUGCAUCUUUUAUGUUUGUAUUAUUUCAUGGGGCCAAGAUAAGAAUGGCACAGAAGUUAAACUAUGCAUAACUAUAAUUCAUGUA